AUGAUUGUUUACAAUCUCAACCAAGAGCCAUGCCAUCCCGAUCAACCAGUCCUUACCGGUCCGCCGAGAAUCUCACUCCCAUCCUCGAUCUACGCACUGAAGACAAAAGCCGGGAUCCGACAGAGCGGCCAGACCAUUCGCAGGUUACAAGUCGUGGUGCUCCUGCACGCCAUUCACGUCGGCAGCGAUCGGAGUAUCGGUCCUGGGAUCGGGCGAGUGAUGUGCCCAGAACGGGGACGACGGGGUCCAAGUAUCGAUCGCGGUCGAGGCAUUAAGAGUCGAGAACUGUAG
Penicillium subrubescens is the source of this 291-nucleotide messenger RNA. RefSeq lists its product as uncharacterized. Lineage: Eukaryota; Fungi; Ascomycota; Eurotiomycetes; Eurotiales; Aspergillaceae. The record is from RefSeq and is a predicted model, not a curated record. The coding region runs from base 1 to 291 and encodes 96 amino acids. The transcript has 2 exons.